AUGGCGGGGACUGAGUGCGGGGCGGCGGCGCCCGCGGGGACAACGGGUCCGGGGGGUCCUGGGGGUCCGGGGCGGCGGCGGCGGCGGCAGCGGCAGCAGCAGCAGCCGCGGGGGAAGCAGCACUCGGCCCCGCGGCCCGGGCAACACGGCAAAGAAAAGAAGAAAGUGAAUUGCAAGCCCAAGAACCAGGACGAACAGGAAAUCCCUUUCCGACUCCGAGAGAUUAUGAGGAGCCGCCAGGAGAUGAAAAACCCCAUCAGUAACAAGAAGAGGAAGAAGGAGGCCCAGGUGGCCUUCAGACAGACAUUGGAGAAGGAAGCAAAGGGAGAGGAGCCAGACAUCGCCAUCCCCAAGUUCAAGCAGGGGAAGUGGGAGUCCGAUGGGGCCUACAUCCAACGCAUGGAGCAGGAGGCCCAGCAUGUGCUGUUCCUCAGCAAGAACCAGGCCAGCCGGCAGCCAGAGGCACAGGCUGCUGCCAAGAAGGAGAAGUCAGAGCGGAAGAAAGCGUUCCAAAAGCGGCGACUGGAUAAAGUCCGGCAGAAAAAGGAGGCGAAGGCGGCAGAAAGGCUAGAGCAGGAGCUGCUCCGAGACACGGUGAAAUUUGGUGAGGUCGUCUUGCAGCCCCCAGAGCUGACUGCCAAGCCUAGGAGGAGCACAAGCAGGGACCAGCCUGCCAAGAAAUCACUCAUGCUGAGGACGCUUUUGAGCCCUGUUGGUGUGUCCCAGCCUCUGGCCACCUCGCUGGCCCGACAGCGGAUCAUGGGGGAGGAGCGAGAGCGGGCUGUGCAGGCCUACAGAGUGCUGAAGAGGCUGAGGCAGCGGCGGCAGGUGGCGCUGGCGCGCCAUGAUGGACAGAGACCCGGGGCCUGGCCCGUUCUCCUGGGAAACUAGCACUGGGGGCUGCUGCGCCCUGGCGGAUGGGGGCACAUGGGCAGAUCCUGUUCCCUGGACUCACUCCGGGACUCCCAGGGGCUCACAGUCCAGCUCAGUGUGGGGAGAGGUCUCCAGUCGUUCCUCUCAUGUUUCCCCUCUAAAGACUUCUUAUUCGUGAGUGACCACUGAUGGGCCCUGCAGAUGGUGGAGACGCACUGCCAGUGGGAUCCCGUGCCUCAUGGCCCUGAGCCUGACAUCACUCACAGCUUCAUUUGAAACAGAGAAGUCCAGGCUCAGACAACCCAGGGCCACUUCAGGGAGGGCCAAAUCCUGUGAUCCUGACCCUAAAUGCCAAUUAAUUAUUGAAACUGCUGGUUUAGGUCAGCUCAGUGGAUUCAACAGCACAGCACAAAGCAGCACAGCUAGGGGCAUGAGCCAGGCAGAGCAGGUAAGCCGGCCAGUGGAAGAAAGACCCGGGGCAGGGCUGCUGGGCAGCAGGGAGACCACCUCCAGGGUCUGUGGGGGGACCGUGACAUCAGGCCAGUUGGUAAUGGUCCCUGCAGAGGCAGGUGGAGCCCCACCGAGGCUUGGUAUGGUGGAGACUGAUGACAGCACCCACACCAAAAGUGUAGGAAAAGGUUGUUGCCUUCAGGACAGGUCUCAGAGAGCAGGGCAGGCCUCUCAGGCGGGUCUGAAGAGACUUGGGAGGGCAAGGGCUGGAGCUGGGCCUGCUGCUGCUGGAGUUAGAGAGCUGGCUGCUGAGAGCAACGCCCCGGGCAGGGCCUGGCCAGGCUGUUGGCUUCUCCAGGCAAGGGCAGAUGGGGAAGAGGGAGGGAUGUGGCUCCAAACUUAGUCUCCCAUCCAGCAGGAGCCCACCACU
Molecule: messenger RNA, 1753 nt
Organism: Cynocephalus volans (Philippine flying lemur)
Lineage: Eukaryota; Metazoa; Chordata; Mammalia; Dermoptera; Cynocephalidae
Gene: CCDC137
Product: coiled-coil domain containing 137
Exons: 6
Coding region: 1-891 (296 amino acids)
Cellular component (GO): nucleus
Source: RefSeq, a predicted model, not a curated record